AUGACGGUAGAAGAUGACGGCGACGUCACCCUCGAGGCUACUUCCGCGGUGGAUGCUUUUCUUGAGCUGGACGAGUUGUCUUUCAAGGAGUUUGACGGUAUCUUGAAGGCAGGCGAUUUAGCCAUGGCGGUCAUCAUACGACCGUACGAUGUGAUUAAGUCGUUCUUGCUUCUGGAUGAAGCUGUUCUAGAGGCCAGUAAGAAGGCGCUGAACGCACGAAGUGGAUCGUCGAUCCUACGGAAUCCCUUGGAUCCGUACCAUCCUUUGGUAAAGGAAUUUCAAAACGUCGUCUCCGAAGACCCGCCUUCAGUCAUACCUCCGGACCGAGGUGUGCGACAUGAGAUUGACCUGGUCCUGGGAACAAAUACUGCGUAA
This is a messenger RNA of Plasmopara halstedii, 375 nucleotides long. Its product is annotated as reverse transcriptase. Lineage: Eukaryota; Oomycota; Peronosporomycetes; Peronosporales; Peronosporaceae. The record is from RefSeq and is a predicted model, not a curated record. Bases 1 to 375 code for a protein of 124 amino acids. The transcript has a single exon.